CUAAACCACCGUAGCCGUAGCCCGCAGGCAACCGAAUCCCGCGGCUCCGCGCCGGCCACCUCGGUUUAUAUCCAACUUCCCUCCGCUGUCAUCACGCUAUCAGUCUCUCACUCUCGCUUCGCUCGCUCACUCUCCCCACUUCACAUCGCCGAAGCACCACCACCACCUCACCCUCUCCACCCCAGCGCGCAGCAGCAGAGGAAGGAGGAGGAGGGGAUGCCGGCCGGCGUGGUGGACGCGGCCGCCAAGGGCGUCAAGCUGGAGCGGCACGCGGUGCUGCUGCGGCGCGCGGCGGGCGCCAAGCACCUCGUGUCGGCGUCGUCGCACCUGCUCUUCCGCGCCACCGUGCUCGCCACGCUCGCGCUCGUCGUCCUCUUCGCCGUGCACUACCCGUCCCUGCUCUCCCACUCCUUCACCCUCUCCGCGGCGCCCGCCUCCCCUUCCUCCACGCCGCGGUCGCGGCACUCGCACCGGAGCCUGCUGGGCUCGGGGGCGUCGUCGUCGUACGGGCGGGGCGCCGCGUGGGAGCGGGAGGUGCGGCGCAGCGCCACGCCGCGGCGGGACGGGGCGCUGUCCGUGCUCGUCACGGGCGCCGCGGGCUUCGUGGGCGCGCACUGCUCGCUGGCGCUCCGCGCGCGCGGCGACGGCGUGGUCGGACUCGACAACUUCAACGCCUACUACGACCCGUCCCUGAAGCGCGCGCGGCAGCGGCUGCUGGCGUCCCGCGGCGUCGUGGUGCUGGACGCCGACAUCAACGACGCCGCGCUCCUGGAGCGGCUCCUCUCGGCCGUGCCCUUCACGCACGUGCUGCACCUCGCCGCGCAGGCGGGCGUCCGCCACGCGAUGCGGGCGCCGCAGGCGUACGUGGCGUCCAACGUCGCGGGCCUCGUCGCGCUCUUCGAGGCCGCGGCAAGGCACGCCGACCCGCAGCCGGCGGUCGUGUGGGCGUCGUCGUCGUCGGUGUACGGGCUCAACACCGAGGCGCCGUUCUCCGAGGACCACCGCACGGACCGACCCGCGUCGCUGUACGCGGCCACCAAGAAGGCCGGCGAGGCCAUCGCGCACUCGUACAACCACAUCUACGGCCUCUCCAUCACCGGCCUGCGAUUCUUCACCGUCUACGGGCCGUGGGGGCGCCCCGACAUGGCCUACUUCUCCUUCGCCCGCAGCAUCGUCGCCGGCGAGCCCAUCACGCUGUUCCGCACCGCCGACGGCGCCGACGCGCGCCGCGACUUCACCUACAUUGACGACGUCGUCAGGGGCUGCCUCGGCGCGCUCGACACGGCCGGCAAGAGCACGGGCUCCAAGUCCGGCAAGAAGUCCGGGCCCGCGCCGCUCCGCGUGUACAACCUCGGCAACACCUCGCCGGUACCCGUCACCCGGAUGGUCGCCAUCCUCGAGAAGCUCCUCGGCAAGAAGGCGCACAAGCGCGUCGUCACGAUGCCGAGCAACGGCGACGUGCCCUUCACGCACGCCAAUGUCAGCCACGCCGCGCGCGACUUCGGCUACCGCCCCGCCACCUCGCUCGAGGACGGCCUCCGCCAUUUCGUCGACUGGUUCGUGAGGUACUACAAGGUCAACGUCAGGGGCGGCGGCAAUGUCCUCGCCGGCAAGACCGCCAAGAGGAAAUCCAUGCCCAUGUCCGCAGCAUCGUGAGGAGCCGCGCCGCCACCGCCGCCGCGGCGUGUUCCCCGGCCCGGCCCGGCCGUCCACCACCAAGUGUGCAUUCGAUUGUCCUUGGAGGCUAGCUAGCUAGCAGUGUCCUGUAACUUUGCAAGGUGCUUAUUGUUUAAGCCUUGCUGCUUUUGUUUCUUCAUUCAUGAUGCUACCAUAGCAGUGCUUAGUGCCAUGGAAAAGGAUCCAUGGAUAAACUAAGCUUAACUGCUUAUAUAAGGUCCAAAAAAAAAGUAGAAAAAGAUGUGGGUAUCAGGGUGUGGUAUAGAUAGACAACAGAGCAAAGCAAAAGGAGCCAUGUCUGAACAAAGAUGAGGUCACUGGCUUCCUCAUGGUUCAGAUCAUUCAGCUCAAAUUACUACUAUUUUUUUUUUGUCAGAUACUAUAGUAGUAUCUCAUUCUUGUUCACUGUGAGUCUGUGACUCAUGCCAGGAACUCAAAGAUGCUGUGUUUGAUGUAAAUCCAAGAAGUUGCAGGCUGCCAGAACGGCAUUGUUUAGGUUUCGGCGGUGGACUUGAUGCAUGCAGCUCUGCAUCUUCCCCACAUAUAUACUUUAUAUAAACCUGUGCAAAUUUGGGCUC
Sorghum bicolor (sorghum) is the source of this 2255-nucleotide messenger RNA. Its product is annotated as UDP-glucuronate 4-epimerase 6. Bases 217 to 1656 code for a protein of 479 amino acids. NCBI's taxonomy places the organism in Eukaryota, Viridiplantae, Streptophyta, Magnoliopsida, Poales, Poaceae. The transcript has a single exon. The record is from RefSeq and is a predicted model, not a curated record.